Molecule: messenger RNA, 1350 nt
Organism: Benincasa hispida (wax gourd)
Lineage: Eukaryota; Viridiplantae; Streptophyta; Magnoliopsida; Cucurbitales; Cucurbitaceae
Product: exopolygalacturonase-like
Biological process (GO): carbohydrate metabolic process
Molecular function (GO): polygalacturonase activity
Source: RefSeq, a predicted model, not a curated record
CCAUGUCUUCACCAACAAUCUCAAGAUCAACCACAGUCAUCUUCUUCUUCUUUCUUGGUCUCAUCACAAAUGCCCAAGCUGCUGAUUUCCAUGUCAAAAGAUAUGGAGCAAGAGCCAACGGAAAUUCAGACGAUAGUCAGGCCAUAAUGAAAGCUUGGAAGGAUGCUUGUAUGUCAACAAAGCCAAGCAAAGUAGUGAUACCAGGAGGAAGAUAUGUAGUGGAUUCAAUGAAGUUUCAAGGGCCAUGUAUGGCUCCCAUUCAUGUUCAAGUGGAGGGAAGAUUGCAAGCUCCAACCAAUAUUAAAAAAAUGAGAUCUGAUGACACUUGGAUUGCCUUUCAGUACAUUAAUGGCUUAACUCUCUCUGGAAGUGGCACUUUUGAUGGCAGAGGAUCUCUUGCUUGGAAGCAAAAUGAAUGUGCUUCUUCUGGCAAAUGCAGCUCUCUCCCUAUUAGCUUGAGAUUCUUCAGCCUCAACAACAGUUUAAUCAAAGACAUAACUUCAACAGACAGCAAAUUCUUCCACAUGAAUGUGCACAACUGCAGGAAUGUGACCCUUCAAAACAUCAACAUCGACGCCCCUGGCGACAGUCCGAACACAGAUGGAAUCCAUAUCGGUGGAUCGAGUGGGGUGACUAUAAGAAAUGCUAGGAUCAAAACUGGCGACGAUUGCGUGUCGAUUGGGGAUGGAAGCCAACAAAUUAAUGUGGAGAAAGUAACAUGUGGACCUGGACAUGGAAUCAGCAUUGGAAGCCUUGGAAAGUACAAAAAUGAGAAACCUGUGUCUGGAGUCACUGUGAGAAAUUGCACAAUUUCAAACACAAUGUUUGGAGUUAGAAUCAAAACAUGGCCAGAUUCUACCAAAGGAAUUGCUACCAAUAUGCAAUUUGAAGGGAUUGUCAUGAACAAUGUGGGCACUCCCAUUCUAAUUGACCAACAAUAUUGCCCUUAUGGAUUGUGCAAACACCAGAUUCCAUCGAGAGUUAAAAUAAGCAACGUGGGAUUCAAGAACAUAAGAGGAACAUCUACAGCUCAAGUAGCUUUAAAGCUUGUAUGUAGCAGAGGGUAUCCUUGCAAGAAUGUGAAGCUAUCAAACAUAAACUUGAAAUACAGUGGCACCAAUGGCACAGCCAUUUCAGAAUGUUCCAAUGUUAAGCCUGCCCUUUCUGGAAGAGUAGUCCCACCAGCCUGCACUAGGGCUUUUGCAGCUUGAAUAUUCAUGCAAAUUUAUUAUUUUACAAAAUAAUAUUUUAGCACCCUUUUCAUGCUUUUCAAUGUAAUAUCAGCAUGAUGAGAGGUGAAGUUUAUAAUUAAUUGUAUUGUAACCCACAAUGGGGCUUUUCUUCUUUUUA